Messenger RNA from Sporothrix brasiliensis 5110, 1503 nucleotides. RefSeq lists its product as uncharacterized. The coding region runs from base 1 to 1503 and encodes 500 amino acids. The transcript is spliced from 2 exons. NCBI's taxonomy places the organism in Eukaryota, Fungi, Ascomycota, Sordariomycetes, Ophiostomatales, Ophiostomataceae. The record is from RefSeq and is a predicted model, not a curated record.
AUGGCUGUGCCGUCAAGUAUUCCGACUGUGCUCGGUGCAUUAGCCGUAGCCACCACGACGGCUCUUGUGGCCCACGAACAGAAGGAGGCGAUUUUCGGUUCCAGCGUUGUUCCCUUCCUCACAGGUGCUGCUAUUACACUGGGCAUCGGGUUUACUGCCCAGCUCCUUUUCCUCAUCUUUACGCUGACCGUGGCUCGCUCAGCUGCUAUCAACGGCCGUAUGGUUCGGUCAGCUUCACUCGAGACGGGCCGCACCAACGGAGGUGUCAGUGGCAUCAGCAGUCGGUCCAACAGCAGCGGCAGCAAUAAUAACAUCAACGCCAGCACCCGAUCCACCUCAUCAACACGGGUCAAGUCUGUACCCUAUUGCCAGACCAACAGCCCUUCCAGUGGUCGAAAGGAGACAAAGGCUGCGGCCAUCCUCUCACGCGGUCGAAGGACCAGAGACGUUGAGGCUGAUCUCCGCACGCCGCCCGGAUCUAGUGUCGGCCGCUCAGAUACCAUGGCCUCCAUUCGGACGUCCUUUUCACAGGUCAUCCGCCCCAUUACAUCUAAGACCCGCUUGGUUUCACCGAACAGCGUCAGCAGCGGCCUGGUGGCCCACAGCGACACCAGCAUCAGUGGUACCAGCAGUCAACGCUCGUCAGCAUGGCGACCUAUUUCUCUGGCCGGCUCCUCUGCUUCCCCUGCAAGCACAUGCGCAUCUCGCGAGCGUGACGUGCGCCCGAGCAUUGAGGACUUUGAUUCUUGGGACACGUCCGCGGUGGACCCGCAGAACCGCCUGACUGUGCUCGAGAGCUCUACGUUACCAGCGGCCAUUGCCGGCCGUUUCUUGGAGACCAUACCUGCCAGCCCCACAACUAGCCGCAGCCCGAGCCCUGGAACACCUUUGGACCUUGAGCCGCCACGGUCCCGUCAGCGCCGGAGUCGCAGCUACAGCCCGUCUGCAUCGUCCAUGCACUCAGCCAGCGGAGCGCGCCUGCGGUCCCAAUCUCAUUCUCAGUCACCGCCGCCGCCACCUGGAGAGGCCCACAUCCACCCCCUCUUCCGUUCCGACUCGCCGACGCCUCCGCCAGCAGUGUCUGCCGGAACUGUUGUGACUGCCGCGCCGCCCAAUGCCAGCCAGAUGACUGUUACCGACGCACAGAGUCUGCGGACGUUGAACCGCAUGCGCAGCGGCAGUCUCCCGGCCGUCUCUAGUCCUCUCAGCCGCCAGGGCAGCUUCGACGACUUUGGCCCGCGACGCGGCGUGGCGCUUUCUGAGCGGCCGCACACUGGUAUCGGCAACGGUCAUGAGCUGCGGGAGGAGGACGGUGACAGCGUGGGCGUGGGCGCCGGCCACAACGACGAGGAGGAUGACGCGGACCGUCGGUCUCGUGCCGACACAAACACUGAGCGCAAGAUGACGCCGCCUAUCCCGGAGUGGAUUCUUAGUGCUGGUGCCCGCACAAGCUUGUCGGGUUACCAAAGCCGCAAGGUGCGAGUCCAAGAUGGCGCGCCCUGA